AUGUCUUCAGAAGUGUUAAAGAUUUGUGAUCCAUGGCAAUAUCAUAGUAACUUUUUGAAUGAAUCAGUAUAUCCAAAUGGUCGUUCAGUUGAAUCUUUUCGUCCAAUAUCGCUUCAAAUGGGUGUAAAAGUAUCUGCUGCUGGAUCAAGUUUGGCUCGUCAAGGAAGCGCGACAGUUACUUGCAUUAUUGAACCAUUUUUGGGUGUAACCUCCGAUUCACCAUCGAUCAUUCCUCAUCUACGAGCAGUAGCUACUAUUUCCCAGACGGUGGUGGGAGAAGCUGAAGUUAUGACCCAUCAACUCAUUGAUCAAAAUGCGUUCUGCACAAAAGAUUCUCUAAAAACUGCAAACGGAAGGCUAACAUGGAUUUUACAUUUGCAUAUUAUGAUUUUGGAUACUGAUGGAGCAGUAUUUGAUGCACUUGUAACAAGUAUUAUCGGUGCAUUGUAUAAUCUUCGACUCCCUUAUGUAACUUCGACUUGUGAUCCGGAUAUUCCUAUCAAUAUUAAUGAAAUUAAAUUAGGUGAAGAGCUGUUUCCCGUUGAAUUAUCGAAUAUCCCCGUUUCUUGUACAUUUAUUGUUUAUGAAGAAAAGGACAAAGAGGCGAAAAUUCUGUGCGAUCCCAUAUCAGAACUUUUUGAAUUGCUGCCAAAUAUUGUAACAGUUGUUGUUGGGAAUAAUGGCGUUUUAUUUCGAAUAGCACAAAAUGGUACUUGUGGAAAUGUUAAAACAAUUCAGAGGAUGGUUGAGAUUGCAACUGGUCGACAGAAAAUUAUUGCUAAUUCAAUGAUGGAAGCGAAAAAGCAGUCGCUUAACUCUUCUCGAAAAUGA
Dracunculus medinensis (Guinea worm) is the source of this 831-nucleotide messenger RNA. The record is from the annotation of a GenBank genome assembly. NCBI's taxonomy places the organism in Eukaryota, Metazoa, Nematoda, Chromadorea, Rhabditida, Dracunculidae.